CCCCCCGACGGCGAAACCCCCAGCUCUCCAGCCGCUCCAAGCCAAAACCGUCCAGCUCACUCGCACACUCUCGCUCCCAAUCUCCCACUCACUCCAAGGUAAGCUCACGCCUCUCUCUCUCACUGUCUCUCCACGCGCACAUUGCCAUCACGCGAAAUGGCGGUGCUUCUCCAUCUCCUGCUGGCCCUGCUCCUCCUCCUCCUUCUCCCGUCCACACCCGAGGCGACGUCGUCCGCGCUGCUUGGCAUCAGCUACGGCCGCGUGGGCAACAACCUCCCGCCGGCCACCUCUGUGCCACAGAUCCUCGCCUCCCUCGGCGUCGGCCGCGCCCGCCUCUACGACGCCGACCCCGCCACCCUCCGCGCCUUCGCCAACACGGGGGUCGAGCUCGUCGUCGGUGUCCCUGAUGAGUGCCUCGCCACCGUUUCCACCCCUGCCGGCGCCGCCGCUUGGGUCCGCUCCUCCAUCCAGCCCGCGCUCCCGGCCACCAAGAUCGCCUUCCUCACUGUCGGGAACGAGGUGCUCACCGGUGCCAAUAGCUCCUCCCUCUCGCGGUACCUGCUCCCGGCGAUGCAGUGCCUCCACGACGCGCUCGCGCAGGCCGGGCUCGGGAAGCAGGUCUCCGUCACCACCGCGCACAACCUAGGCGUGCUCGCAACCUCCUACCCGCCGUCAUCGGCGUACUUCCGCAAGGACCUGCUCCCGAUGCUCUGCCCGAUCCUCGAUUUCCACGCGCGCGCCGGCUCGCCGUUCCUCGUCAACGCGUACCCCUACUUCGCCUACGCCGAGGAAUCUACCGGCGUCGAGCUAGAGUACGCGCUGCUCGAGCCGGGCUACGCCGGCGUCGCCGACCCGGCGUCCGGGCUGCACUACACCAACAUGCUCGCCGCGCAGGUGGACGCCGUGUACCACGCCAUCGCGGCGGCCAACAGAGCGGCGGCGCGGGCCGUGGAGGUGCGCGUGUCCGAGACCGGGUGGCCGUCGGCGGGCGACGCCAACGAGACCGGCGCCUCGCCGCAGAACGCCGCCAAGUACAACGGCAACGUGAUGCGCCUCGUCGCCCAGGGGAAGGGCACGCCGCUGCGGCCUGCGGUGCCGCUGCGCGUGUACAUGUUCGCGCUUUUCAACGAGAACAUGAAGCCGGGGCCGACAUCCGAGCGCAACUACGGGCUCUUCAAGCCUGACGGCACGCCGGCGUACGAGCUCGCCUACAGCCUGCCGCAGGAAAACACCACCUCGUCAUCCGGUGGUGGUGCCGGCGACAUCUACGGUGGCGGCGGGUACAAUGGCCACGGCGACGGGUCGGACGACGGCGGGUACUACAGCAUCUCGGUCGCCGGCAAGGCAACAAUGGGUUGGUGGACAUGGUGGACACAGGCAGCUGUGGCAGCAUGUGUAGCUGUCCCGGUGAUAGCAUUGUGACUUGAGCAGAUCAACUGGUGCUUGGAUAGAUGGAACCCUCUGGUUUCUAAUGGAGUCAGAGGCACAUAGGGUGAAGAGCUGCUGUUCAGACAAAGGCAUUGAUCAUGGUGGUGUACCACAUUUUUUAUUCACUGUCUCUCACUCCCAUGUUGUUGUAAUUGAGGUGACCUUGUAAUUGGUGUGCUAAGCUAACGGGCUGGCCGGUGUCAUUAAACUAGUUUUUUUUUUCCCAAGUUAAUUAUUGGAAUCAUUAUUUUUGGAGAUUAA
This is a messenger RNA of Phragmites australis (common reed), 1689 nucleotides long. Its product is annotated as glucan endo-1,3-beta-glucosidase 11-like. The record is from RefSeq and is a predicted model, not a curated record. NCBI's taxonomy places the organism in Eukaryota, Viridiplantae, Streptophyta, Magnoliopsida, Poales, Poaceae. The transcript has 2 exons. Gene Ontology annotation, cellular component: plasma membrane. Gene Ontology annotation, biological process: carbohydrate metabolic process. Bases 157 to 1422 code for a protein of 421 amino acids. Gene Ontology annotation, molecular function: hydrolase activity, hydrolyzing O-glycosyl compounds.